AGAUACUGCUCGGCAGUCUAUUUUGUCAGUCGAGCUUUAAACAUAAAAUUUGCGGAUCUCAGUUUGUGCUGUUGAAUCAAUUGUUUGUUUUUAUUUUUCCCUAAUCAAUACAGUUAAAUAAAUUUUUAUUGAGAAUAAUAAUUCAUAACAUAGAGUGAUUGCGAUGUUCUUCAAGGUCGCAUUACUUUGCUGUCUGGGCUUAACAGCCAUCCAUGCUAAGCCACUAGAUGGAGUCAAAUGCAUAGAUAUGAGUAUGCGUACUUCUGAUGCGCCAACGGCUACACACACUGUACGCAUAUGUGCGCCCGAAAUAGAGAGUGAUGUAACAGAACCUGGCGGUUCGUUGUUGGAUAUAGACGUACCAGCACGUCAUCUGCUGCCACCCAACAAAGGUUACAUUGGUGAGUAUGCGGUGAAUUCGAAUGGCUACGCGGAAAACUAUGCCGCUGCAUACCCUGGACAAGCCUACAGGAUGGCUCCACUAGCGAAGGAGUACGUGCCGAUGAGUGUACCUGCGCUAGUUGCACGACAACCAUAUGACUAUCAAGUGAUUAACAGUGUAUUACCACAAGAACAACAAGCCAUAGAUUUCCAACCGCUCGAGGAAACCAUGCUGGAACAGCAAACGAAGCUAAAGAGCAUUGUUGAAGAUGUAUCAACUGUAAAGGAGUUUGUGAGUGAUCUCGAAAAUCACUUGAAAACUGUUUCCGAUACUCUGGUAACACAGGAGAAGGAUAAGAAAGCAGACGUGGACGUAAAUAUUGUCAUGAAACUUAAUCCAUCUUUGGAAGAACUACUGAGGACUAUGCUUACGUUGGCAGGCGACAAAGCAUUUGACAAAACAACGACUGAAAACAGUGAUAAAGAAUUCGAAGAUUUUAUGAAUUACAUAAGAACAGGCGGUAGAACAACAGAAGAAAGAGAAUCAACUGAUACUGCGCGUGAUUCAACAGUAGACGAUGGUAGUAGUGAAGAAGCAGAAGUGUUUGAUGUAGAAAUAAAUGGUAAAACAGAAAACAAAGCCGAAGAUGAAGAUGAGAAAGAAUGGAAGGAGGAAGAAACAGCAGAAGCAGUAGAUGAAAAAGUGGAUGAUUUUCACUUGACCGAUGAGGAAGUGGAGAAUAUGUUGAAUGAAAUAUUUGGCUCCGGUCCUAGUGUAAAUGGAGCCAGUGCUGAUGUUAACGACAAAGAAGAAGAUGAAGAAAACUACAUAAACAAUCUCUUUUCAUCAGCCGCCGAACAAACUGAAACAGAAAAUAUCGAAGAAAAUGUCAAAGAAUUCGACUUAGGCAAAGAUAGUGAUGAAGUUAAUGAAAAAGAUUUAGAUGACCUUUUAAAUAGUGCAUUUGGUAGAGGCCAAUCUUUGAACGACUACGCUGAUGAUGCUGUCAAUUUGCUCCAGUUGUUGACUUACUUACGUUAGGAGGAAAUAAAAAAGAUAAGUUACAUUAAUAUCUGGAUAUUGACGAACGAAUAACGAAAACUUCCAACUUUGUGAUUUUAAUGUUCAUUUAAUAUAUUUCUUAUUUUAUAACAAUUAAAUGUUCUUUCUCGCCAAAAAACUUGUAAUUCUGCCGAAAUCAUAUUUAAUACGAAAAUUAUUUUAAAUAAAUUCAGAACGAAACAAA
This is a messenger RNA of Ceratitis capitata (Mediterranean fruit fly), 1628 nucleotides long. Its product is annotated as ring-infected erythrocyte surface antigen. NCBI's taxonomy places the organism in Eukaryota, Metazoa, Arthropoda, Insecta, Diptera, Tephritidae. Bases 164 to 1423 code for a protein of 419 amino acids. The record is from RefSeq and is a predicted model, not a curated record. The transcript is spliced from 2 exons.